AUGUCCGUGCAUGUGGCCGCAGCAGCCUUGCACAAGAGGGUGCUGGCUGGCGUGAAGAUUCCUGGGCACCUGGAUACAGAACUCCAGUCUCCGGCGCUGCUCACCACACUGGAGCGUUACACCCAGACAGAGGACCCCGUGACGGAGCACCCAGCGACGGAGCACCCAGCGACGGAGGACCCAGCGACGGAGCACCCAGCGACGGAGGACCCAGCGACGGAGCACCCAGUGACGGCGGACCCAGUGACGGAGCACCCAGUGACGCAGCACCCAGUGACGGAGGACCCAGUGACGGAGCAUCCAGCAACGGAGGACCCAGCGACAGAGCACCCAGCGACGGAGGACUCAGCGACGGAGCACUCAGUGACGGAGCACCCAGUGACAGAGGACCCAGUGAUGGAGCACCCAGUGACGGAGGACCCAGCGACAGAGCACCCAGCGACAGAGCACCCAGCGACGGAGGACCCAGCGACGGAGCACUCAGCGACGGAGCACCCAGCGACGGAGGACCCAGUGACGGAGCACCCAGCGACGGAGGACCCAGCGAUGGAGCACUCAGUGACGGAGCACCCAGUGACAGAGGACCCAGUGAUGGAGCACCCAGUGACGGAGGACCCAGCGACGGAGCACCCAGUGACAGAGCACCCAGCGAUGGAGGACCCAGCGAUGGAGCACUCAGUGACAGAGCACCCAGCGACGGAGGACCCAGUGACGGAGCACCCAGUGACAGAGGACCCAGUGAUGGAGCACCCAGUGACGGAGGACCCAGCGACAGAGCACCCAGCGACAGAGCACCCAGCGAUGGAGGACCCAGCGACGGAGCACUCAGCGACGGAGCACCCAGCGACGGAGGACCCAGUGACGGAGCACCCAGCGACGGAGGACCCAGCGACAGAGCACCCAGCGACAGAGCACCCAGCGAUGGAGGACCCAGCGACGGAGCACUCAGUGACGGAGCACCCAGCGACGGAGGACCCAGUGACGGAGCACCCAGUGACGCAGCACCCAGUGACAGAGGACCCAGCGACGGAGCACCCAGCGACGGAGCACCCAGCGAUGGAGGACCCAGUGACGGAGCACCCAGUGACGGCGGACCCAGUGACGGAGCACCCAGUGACGGAGGACCCAGCGACGGAGCACCCAGCGACGGAGUACCCAGCGACGGAGGACCCAGCGACGGAGGACCCAGCGACGGAGGACCCAGUGACGGAGGACCCAGUGACGGAGGAAGGGACGCUGCCCUGCGACGGGCUUGCUUUCAGCUUUGCACUGAGAACAGAAACCACUGUGCUCUGUCUCAAGCUGGUGUCAAAUAUUCAUCAGAUCAACAAUGGCCUGUAUUAG
Molecule: messenger RNA, 1344 nt
Organism: Myotis myotis
Lineage: Eukaryota; Metazoa; Chordata; Mammalia; Chiroptera; Vespertilionidae
Product: early nodulin-75-like
Exons: 3
Coding region: 1-1344 (447 amino acids)
Source: RefSeq, a predicted model, not a curated record